Messenger RNA from Trichophyton benhamiae CBS 112371, 1179 nucleotides. RefSeq lists its product as uncharacterized. The record is from RefSeq and is a predicted model, not a curated record. Gene Ontology annotation, molecular function: transmembrane transporter activity. Gene Ontology annotation, cellular component: membrane. The transcript has 3 exons. Gene Ontology annotation, biological process: transmembrane transport. Lineage: Eukaryota; Fungi; Ascomycota; Eurotiomycetes; Onygenales; Arthrodermataceae. The coding region runs from base 1 to 1179 and encodes 392 amino acids.
AUGAUCACAGGCUGGUUAUGCUCGACCGGAUGGCAGUGCGCUAUCGUUACAAUUGCAUUUUUGGCCGGAACGAUUAUCCAGGGCCUGUUGGUAUUAAAUCUACCAGAGUACAUUCCCCAGCGCUGGCAUGGCACGAUGUUGGUCAUUGCCAUCUCAGCAUUUUCGAUCAUAUUCAACACUUUCCUUGCGAAGAAGCUCCCCUUGGUAGAGGCUCUUCUUCUCUUGCUUCACAUAAUCGGUAUAAUUGCAAUCAUUGUACCACUCGUGGUACUUGCUCCCCGCAGCAGCGCCGAAGUUGUUUUCACGAAAUUCAACAACGGCGGAGGAUGGAGUACUGCAGGGGUCGCGGUCAUGGUUGGGCUGCCCCCAGCCAUUGCGUCGAUGAUAGGCUAUGACUGUGCAGUGCACAUGGCCGAGGAAAUAAAAGAUGCAUCGAAAACACUUCCCCAAGCCAUGAUGAGUGCUGUGGGCGUCAAUUUCGUUCUAGGCCUGGCUGUUAUUCUCACCAUAUGCUUUACCGCCGGAGAUAUCGAUGCAGUCCUUGCAAGUCCAACAGGAUUCCCGUUUAUCCAGAUAUUCUUCAACGCUACCCACAGUCAUGCAGCAACCAAUGCCAUGACAUCGAUCGUCGUCAUUACACUCGUUGCAAGCACUAUCACCGAAGUGGCAACUGCUUCCAGACAGACUUGGUCAUUUGCCAGGGAUAGGGGGGUGCCAUUUGCUGAUUUUCUGUCCCACGUCAAUCCAUCAUGGAACAUUCCUCUUCACGCCGUGAUAGUCUCGCUAGUUGUGACUAUCUUACUGGCACUAAUCAACGUUGGCUCAACUACCGCCCUAAAUGCCAUUACUUCUCUGACAGUCGCCUCCUUGAUGAGUGCGUAUCUGAUCUCCAUCGGGUGCAUUUUGCUCAAACGCAUUCGCGGUGAAGCACUCCCUUCACGGCGCUGGUCUCUUGGCAAAUAUGGAGGGUUCAUCAACGCUGCAGCGAUGUUGUUCCUCCUCCCGCUGUUUAUAUUCUCCUUCUUCCCAUUGACUAAGGAGGUAAACGCCACGACGAUGAACUGGAGCUCGGUCAUCUACGUGUCAGUCAUCUUGUUUGCGACCGUCUACUACUUCGCCUAUGGCAAGAAGACAUAUGUUCCUCCAAGCUCUCUUGUGAGGAGGCCUGUCAAGCCCUGA